This is a messenger RNA of Phlebotomus papatasi, 609 nucleotides long. Its product is annotated as sialin-like. The transcript has 2 exons. The coding region runs from base 1 to 609 and encodes 202 amino acids. The record is from RefSeq and is a predicted model, not a curated record. Lineage: Eukaryota; Metazoa; Arthropoda; Insecta; Diptera; Psychodidae. Gene Ontology annotation, cellular component: plasma membrane. Gene Ontology annotation, biological process: transmembrane transport; monoatomic anion transport. Gene Ontology annotation, molecular function: transmembrane transporter activity.
AUGUACAUUGCUAUUCUGGCUAUGGUGGAGUCCCAAAAUGGUGAAGAAUUACCCAACUAUGGGGAGAGGUUUCCUUGGGAUGUAACACAACAAGGUCUCAUACUCGGUGCUGACUUUUGGGGUAGCUUUGCCACAGCAAUUCCUGGAGCUUAUCUCGCUGAACGCAUUGGACCCAAGGUUGUUAUUGAAUUUGCCUUUAUCAUCAACACCUUCAUUACUAUUUUGUGCCCAAUCGCGGCUCAACAUGGUUUCAAAAGUAUCUAUGCUGCAAGGAUUUUGAUGAGUUUUCUGGGAGGUCCCCUCUAUCCUUGCUUCCAAAAUCUCAUUUCCCGCUGGAUUCCAGCUGAUGAGAAGGGAAAGUAUUUGGCAUGUUUGCAAGGUGGAAGUCUGGGAACUAUUUUUACAUGGCAGAUGAUUGGAUUCCUUGUCGAGGCCAUUGGAUGGCCAUGGGGUGGAUUCUACAUUCCUGCUAUGAUAACUGCAAUAGGUGUUGGUGAUUUUAGUAGCAUCUUCGGUAACGCCCUGUACGAUUGGCUCUCUCGCAACAUUUUCACAUCGCAAUUGUUGGGUCUCUCAAACGCUGCCAGUUCAGUUGGUUUCUUUCAGUGA